Molecule: messenger RNA, 808 nt
Organism: Telopea speciosissima
Lineage: Eukaryota; Viridiplantae; Streptophyta; Magnoliopsida; Proteales; Proteaceae
Exons: 7
Coding region: 15-725 (236 amino acids)
Biological process (GO): protein ubiquitination
Cellular component (GO): membrane
Molecular function (GO): ubiquitin-protein transferase activity; zinc ion binding
Source: RefSeq, a predicted model, not a curated record
AAAGAGAGAUAGAAAUGGAAGAGAUGGUGUUGUUUGUGGAGGAUUCGACCUCCUUUUCUUCAAUUCCACAGUGUAGAAUCUGCCAUGAAGAAGAACAAGUGAAGGCUAAGCGAUUGGAAGCUCCAUGUGCUUGUUCUGGAACUGUAAAGUUUGCACACAGAGAGUGCGUACAGAGAUGGUGUAACGAGAAGGGUAACACCACUUGUGAAAUUUGUCUCCAGAAGUUCGAACCUGGGUAUACGGCACCGCCCAAAAAGGCUCAUUCUGCCGAUGUAGUGGUAACAAUCAGAGGGAGUUUGGAGUCGGAGGUUCCCAUUCGACUACGGAGGCAAGAGAGAGAGCUACGUAAUCCAGGAUUAAUGGCGAUCGUCGCCGCAGAACCCGACUACUCCGAGUGUUCAUCUGCCGCCGAGAGAAGCGCGUCUUGCUGUCGAUCCGUGGCCCUCACGUUUGGAGUACUUUUGCUUUUGAAACACCUCCUUGCAUUGCUUGCUGGUGAAACAGACCACUAUGCUUUCACAAUUCUAAUACAGCUAUUUGUUCUAAGGGCUGGUGGUAUCAUCCUUCCUCUCUAUAUAAUGAUGCGAACAAUAACUGCAAUUCAAAGAAUUAUGCACCGGCAGCAUCAGGUCUUUGAUGACCCUUCACCGUUCCAAGUAGAUGAAAAUGAUGGUGAUGAUGAAGAUGAAUACAUAAACUACAGAGUCACCCAAGUACACUCCUGAUAGUUUUACACCUACUUUGUCUUCAUUUUUUUUUUUUGGGGGUGGGGGGGGGGGUAUCCUGAGCACUAAUUUGUUGCUCUAUU